CUAGAGCACCCAAGGUAAUGUGUUCCUUACCUACUUGUACCUUAGAUCUCAAUAUCACCGCCUCAAGUAGACAAAUCCAUCGCAACAUCUAUCUCUUUAUUUUUGUUUCUUUUCUAGAUCUUACUGCACCAAUUGAAGCUUGGUUUGGACGCCAGUUCCGACGAAACAUAAAAGAUGCGAGGUCGUCUCCCUGGCGCAGCCUCCUCCAUCGGCCGAAGAUGCCACAACCACGGUCGCGUCGCGCCAAAAAUCGGCUCCUUUCAACCAACUGCUUUAGGCAGCGCAUCCUCAAUGAGGGCGACCAGCACGCUCAAACAAAAGCCCGACUCGACUUUCGUGUCAUUUCCCGGCGCGGUCAAGAGCGAGUUCACGACCAAGUUCCAGUUCGAGCGCCCGGAGCAGCAUCCCGCGAUGCCGACGUACCGCAUAGUAGACCAGCACGGUGUCGUUGUGGAUCCGGAGUUUGAGCCGGACUUGGACAGUGAAGGAGUCAUUAAGCUAUACGAAGAUAUGGUGGCCGUCUCGGUCAUGGACUCCAUCAUGUUUGACGCACAGAGGCAGGGACGUGUCAGCUUUUAUAUGGUAUCGGCUGGCGAGGAGGCCGUCUGUGUCGGGUCCGCAUCGGCUUUGGAGAUGAGAGACGUCAUCUUCUGUCAAUAUCGUGAGCAGGGCGUGUACAGGCAUCGCGGUAUGACUUUCAGGGACUUUAUGAACCAGCUGUUUGCGAACAAGUAUGACCCGGGCCAAGGAAGGAAUAUGCCCGUUCACUAUGGAAGCAAGGAGCUGAACAUGCACACAAUAUCCUCCCCGUUAGCAACGCAGAUACCCCAGGCUUCCGGAGCAGCAUACGCGAUGAAGAUGCAGCGCAUCGCAAACCCAGAUGCACCGGAACGGGUUGCAGUUGUGUACUUUGGCGAGGGCGCCGCCUCGGAGGGCGACUUCCACGCCGCACUCAACAUUGCGGCGACGAGGGCAUGCCCUGUCAUAUUCAUCUGCCGGAACAACGGCUACUCCAUAUCGACCCCCUCGCUGGAACAAUACAAGGGAGAUGGAAUUGCUAGCCGUGGUGUUGGUUACGGAAUCGAUACGGUUCGAGUUGACGGCAACGACAUUUGGGCGGUGCGCAAGGCCACAAAAAAGGCGAGGGAGUUGGCACUGGAAAACGGCGGGAAGCCAGUCCUCCUCGAGUGUCUUACCUACCGUGUUGGGCACCACAGCACAUCUGACGAUUCGUUCGCCUACCGGGCGCGCGUAGAGGUCGAGGAUUGGAAGCGGAGAGACAACCCAAUCUCCAGGCUGCGAAAGUGGAUGGAGAGCAAGGAUAUGUGGGAUGACGACAAGGAGAAGAUUAUGCGUGAUAGGUUGCGGAAAGAAAUCCUGAAGGCGUUCUCAGACGCGGAAAAGGAGAAGAAGCCGCCGAUCCGUGCCAUGUUCGAGGACGUAUAUGAGGAGAUGACGCCGGAUUUGAAGAAGCAGAUGGCAGAGCUGAAAGACCACAUUGAAAGAUAUCCAGAGGAGUAUGAUGUUGGGGAGUUUGAAGGAGGCAAGGAUUCGUUGAAGCCGUAGUUUGCCGCAGCUUACCGAUAUUUGACCUCUUAUUUUGCAACAGGACCUUGUUAACUGCGAGUGGUCCUGAAUUAACAGCCGGCGGUUUUAGUUGAGCUCGCACUGCUUAUUGGCACACGGCAACCUAGGCACCAAGGCAGCUGGCUGGUGUCCUGGCGUUUGUUUGCCCGAUCGACGUAACCAGACAUUUUUUGUGCUGCCUCUGCCAACCACGCUAUAUUUUCCGGUGUUCGAACUGACAAGCUUUUCAAGCUCGCAAACCAAACAACACAUGAGAAAGACUGGGAAGCCUAGGUAUUCGGCAUUAUCAGUGAGCGUGGCAUCUCUCAA
Molecule: messenger RNA, 1896 nt
Organism: Pyricularia grisea
Lineage: Eukaryota; Fungi; Ascomycota; Sordariomycetes; Magnaporthales; Pyriculariaceae
Exons: 2
Coding region: 175-1566 (463 amino acids)
Biological process (GO): branched-chain amino acid catabolic process
Molecular function (GO): oxidoreductase activity, acting on the aldehyde or oxo group of donors, disulfide as acceptor
Source: RefSeq, a predicted model, not a curated record